UGCAGACGCCGCAGCAUCGUCCAUCGCCAACACCUCCACGACACUCACCCAGCGACCUCCGCCCCGACACCGACAACAUGCGUUACAUCUACUCCCAGGAGACGCUGGACAUCCCCGAGGGUGUCAAGGUCAACAUCAAGACCCGCCAGGUCACCGUCGAGGGCCCACGCGGUAAGCUUGUCAAGGACCUCGGUCACUUGGCUGUCGCCUUCUCCCACCCACAGCCAGACCGCAUCAACAUCGAGCUCCACCACGGCUCGCGCAAGAAUGUCGCUACUCUCCGCACCGUCCGCACUCUUAUCAACAACAUGAUCAUCGGUGUCACCAAGGGCUACAAGUACAAGCUGCGCUACGUGUACGCUCACUUUCCCAUCAACGUCAACUUGGAGAAGAACAACGAGACUGGUCUGUGGAAUGUGGAGAUCCGCAACUUCUUGGGCGAGAAGCUUGUGCGCAACGUCACCAUGCAGCCAGGUGUCGACUGCGAGGCCUCCAAGAACGUAAAGGAUGAGCUCCAGCUGACCGGCAACUCCCUCGAGGCCGUCUCCCAAUCCGCCGCCGACAUUCAGCAAAUUUGCCGUGUCCGCAACAAGGAUAUCCGAAAGUUCUUGGACGGUAUCUACGUCUCUGAGCGCACCAACAUCGUCGAGGAGGCUUAAGCGCAUCACGACUGAUGACGGCAAAAAGUUUUUUCGUUGCAUGAACGUUCCAGAUGAUACCAGGCAAUGGCGUCGAGGCGCAAUCGGAAAGUCAAGAGAUGGCUUUGGACGACUUCUGGGCCAGACAACUGCUGGGUCUUCUGUGCAAGAGCGCGAUCAUGGGCUUGAUGAGGAGGAUGAUGAUAUAGGGCACAUACUCCGAAUACACUCCCGCGCUUCGCGCGCAACAUGCUACCGAC
Molecule: messenger RNA, 898 nt
Organism: Cercospora beticola
Lineage: Eukaryota; Fungi; Ascomycota; Dothideomycetes; Mycosphaerellales; Mycosphaerellaceae
Gene: RPL9B
Product: 60S ribosomal protein uL6
Biological process (GO): cytoplasmic translation
Cellular component (GO): cytosolic large ribosomal subunit; ribosome
Molecular function (GO): structural constituent of ribosome; rRNA binding
Source: RefSeq, a predicted model, not a curated record